Sinocyclocheilus anshuiensis is the source of this 3568-nucleotide messenger RNA. RefSeq names its product collagen alpha-1(VI) chain-like. The transcript is spliced from 35 exons. The record is from RefSeq and is a predicted model, not a curated record. The coding region runs from base 165 to 3179 and encodes 1004 amino acids. NCBI's taxonomy places the organism in Eukaryota, Metazoa, Chordata, Actinopteri, Cypriniformes, Cyprinidae.
UCGUUUGCUUUGCGCUCUGAGCGGACGCACCACCGUGCCACUGUCCGCUACUUCAUCUCACCCGAACCUGUUUUCAUAUUUCAUUUGCAAUCAUAUCACUCCUUCUGUUCUGUGUGUCCCUCAACAUCAGUUUGCACGGUUAACGUGCGUUAACAUCAGGAUCUAUGGCACUGAAUGGAUAUAUAUUGACCGCGCUGUGCGCACUUUGGGCAGGGAUCUUCGCUCAGGAUGCCCAAAUACCCUCUUUCAGAGAGUGUCCUGUGGACUUGUUCUUUGUGUUGGACACAUCUGAAAGUGUGGCCCUCAGAGCCAAACCUCCAGAGUUUUUCAUCAACCAGAUCAAGACCUUCACUAAGCUGUUCAUCGAUCAGCUGAAAGACCUACCACAACAAUGUAAUCGCGAUGUGACUUGGAACUCUGGAGCGCUGCACUACAGUGACGACACCGAGCUGGUGAUGGGGUUAGUUGACCUGAAAACAAAGCGUUCUGAGCUGAAGGCUGCCAUAGACAAAAUCAAAUACAUCGGCAAAGGAACGUACACUGACUGUGCCAUCAAGGAGGGUAUCUCUGAGCUACUCCGAGCAGGCACCCAUUAUCAUGAGAAUAAGUACAUUGUGGUGGUCACGGAUGGUCACCCUGUGACUGGCUACAAGGAGCCAUGUGGUGGGGUCCAGGAGGCUGCCAAUGAGGCACGACAACACGCUAUUAAAGUGUUCGCUGUGGCCAUCUCACCUGACCAGGAGGACACCAGACUCUCUGUCAUUGCCACGGAUGUAAACUACAGACAGAACUUCACCGCUGCAGACAACUCCCGCUCCUCACAAAUGACCACUAUAAACUCCAUCGUCAACAUGAUUACAAAUGAAACAAAGGAUGUGUGCUGCUCCUUUGACUGCAACGCCCCUGGAGGCCCUGUGGGACCACCUGGUGACUUAGGACAAAGAGGAGAGGCUGGAAGACCAGGCAUGCCGGGAGAGAAAGGAGAUGUUGGAGCUCCGGGAAGUCCUGGUGAUCCCGGUCCAGUCGGUUACCAAGGAAUGAAGGGAGACCAAGGAAUAAGAGGUGAUAAGGGAGAGAGAGGUCAUAAAGGCUUCAAGGGAGACAAAGGUCAUCAUGGUCUUGAUGGCGUCGAUGGACGUAAGGGUGAGCUGGGAUUCUCAGGCCUUCCAGGCUGCAAAGGGUCACCAGGGCCAGAUGGCUUCCAAGGAGAACCAGGUCCUAAAGGAGAUCCCGGGCAAUAUGGACUUAAAGGAGAAAGAGGAGAUCCUGGCAGAGACGGUGAACCAGGAAGACCUGGAAACUAUGGGUCUUCAGGGGCGAAGGGAGACAGGGGUCCUCGUGGCGCCAAUGGCGAUAAAGGGGAGAGAGGAGAUGACGGACCACCAGGACCAGAUGGCACAGGAGGAGAAAGAGGCACACCUGGUGAGAAAGGUGAACAAGGUUCCCGCGGUAACAGAGGGCCCAGAGGCGACCCUGGUGAACCUGGGCCCCGGGGUGAACAAGGACGUGAGGGAUCAGCAGGGCCAAACGGAGAGCCGGGCGAGCUAGGAAGGACAGGGGCACCAGGUUACCGUGGCGAUGAGGGUCCUACUGGGCCAGAGGGAGCUAAAGGGCCCAGAGGAAUCAAAGGGGCCCCAGGAGACAGAGGCCUGAUGGGAGAGAGGGGUGAGGAUGGACCACCAGGAAAUGGAACCGAGGGUUGCCAUGGCUUCCAGGGUUAUCCUGGGCCCAGGGGAAAUUCAGGAGCACCUGGUGGAAAAGGAACCCCUGGACCCAAGGGAGAUGAUGGAGAGCCAGGUGACCCUGGAUUAGAUAAUAACAGACCAGGACUACCUGGGCCUAAAGGACCCAAAGGUCACAGAGGACCGGAAGGAAAAGAUGGACCAAUAGGACCACCUGGGCCUCAAGGAACUGAUGAAUGUGAGAUUCUGGAUAUCAUCAUGAAGAUGUGCUCUUGCUGUGAAUGCAAAUGCGGACCCCUGGACAUUGCCUUCAUUGUGGACAGCUCUGAGAGUAUUGGAGCUUCUAACUUUGCCAUCGCUAAAGACUUCAUUGUGACGGUAAUGGACAGGCUCAAGUUAAGACAGUUUGGUGCCAAUGAGUCUCGUAUUGGCGUGGUGCAGUACAGCGGUGCUAGUGCUCAGGAGGUCAUACAGCUUGGUGACCCCAACAUUAAGACCCUGACAGACCUAAAACAAGCUGUGAAAGACUUGCGCUGGCUGGCUGAAGCCACGUACACUGGAGAAGCUCUGCAGUACUCGCUAAACAACAUGAUUAACAAGCUUGUGACGGAGAAGAGCGUGGUCAUUGUCCUUACUGAUGGACGCUCCGACACCUUAAGGGACAAAGUGCCCCUAAACGUGCUGUGUGGCAAGGGACUGAAGGUUGGUGGCGUUGGAGUGACGGAUUAUGCAGAAAGGCAGCCCAAUCCAGAACAGCUUGAUGAGGUUGUGUGUAAAGAUGAUCCCAGAGAAGGCUUCUCCUUUGUCUUAAACAACUUUGGUCUUCUUUUGGAUGACAGUUUCCUGCAAAACCUGACUGAGAAAAUCUGUGAAGACAAGAAGUGUCCCACCUAUACUUGUCCAGUUUCAUUUAUUGACAACACUGAUGUCCUCAUCAUGAUGGACAGCUCGGCCAGCGUGGGCUCCAAGAACUUUGAGAUGACCAAGGACUUCGCAAAAAUGCUGGCUAAGCGCUUUUUGUCAGCAGAAAGAGGAAACUUCCAGGUCAGGGUUGGUGUUGGCCAGUACAGCAACAAUGCCAACAUAGAGGCCGAAUUUGCCUCAAAUUCCACCCAGGUGGUUGCUCAAAUCGCAGAAGCCAAGUUCCAGAAUGCAGGUACUCAGGUAACAAAUGCUCUAAACUUCGCCAUUGAGCGCUUCAGAGGUGGUAGGACGAGGAAGAAGAAGCUGCUGGUGUUUUCAGAUGGUCGUUCCCAAGGCGUCAACAUCAACCAGAUUGAAAAAGCCGUGGAGCAGGUGAGCAAUGCUGGCAUUGAGCUGUAUGUGCUGGCCGCGGGCAACCAGGUAAACGAAGCGCACCUGCGCACCUUGGUGAGCCGAGGCCGUCCCUAUGACAACACGUAUGCCUACCACCACCUUUUCAAAGUACCCGACUACCGCUCAUUGGUUACUGGGGUCUUUUACCAAACUGUAUCCCGCAAGAUUUCCCUGGAGUAGUAUAGCACAAGCUUUGAUUGUUUUCGUUUUUUGUCUAUUUUUCAUGUGAAUGAUAUAUCUGAACUUAAAAGGUUUUUCAUAGUCUCUGUUUCGUUUAAUAAAAGACAGUAAAUGAUUGUGUCCGAAUUCUUAAAAAAUACCUACUUUUUAUGUUACUUACUUCUUUGUAAAGUAAAGGGAUUAUUCAAGCCAUUUCACAGUUUAUGUCAGUUGUUGGAGUUGGUUCUAGUGCUUUGACUAUAUGACUGUAUUUAGUUUGAUGUCCUUUUUUUCCUCUGGUCAGGAGCUGAAAUCUCUAUGAUGAUGCAGACUUAGACUCUUUGAAAUGCAUUAAAAAAAAAAACAAUUGUAUCUUGCAGUAAGGGUCCAAAAUGAACACGUCCUAUCUG